This is a messenger RNA of Manduca sexta (tobacco hornworm), 1042 nucleotides long. RefSeq names its product coenzyme Q-binding protein COQ10 homolog A, mitochondrial. The transcript has 3 exons. Gene Ontology annotation, biological process: ubiquinone biosynthetic process; cellular respiration. Bases 202 to 867 code for a protein of 221 amino acids. Gene Ontology annotation, cellular component: mitochondrion. Gene Ontology annotation, molecular function: ubiquinone binding. Lineage: Eukaryota; Metazoa; Arthropoda; Insecta; Lepidoptera; Sphingidae. The record is from RefSeq and is a predicted model, not a curated record.
UCAGUGAGUUGACAGAUACUGACUCAGGCUGAGUCAGUAUCGUGAACCGUCAGUACUUGUCAUUUUAGUGGUGUGAGAUGUGACUGUUUUCGCAAUUUUCAAGAAAAACUAAUAUGGAUUGAAUAUAAAAAAUGUAUUUUCAAUUACAAAUAGAGAUCGCCAAUUACUUGGACGUCCCUACUUAUCUAAAGCAUUAACGAGAUGGUUCUAAUACUAAGUUCAGUAAUUGCGAGAAGAAUUCCUUUUUUGAAUCAUGCUUUUUAUAGUUUUCAGGGUCAUUACGUAAAUAAACAUGAAGACGCAUUAUGUCAAUGCCAUGGCUUUGACCAACAAAAACGCACGUUUUUAAACUUUUCUAACUCAAACAAAACCAGAGUAUACUGUGGAAGACAGCUAGUUGGGUUCACAAUGGAUCAAAUGUUUGAAGUUGUUUCUGAUGUAGAUAAUUAUUACAAGUUUCUACCAUGGUGCAAAAAAUCUAUAGUAUUAACGAAAACCCCAGAUAAUUUAAAAGCAGACCUCAUCAUAGGAUUCCCACCAAUCAAUGAAAGCUAUACAUCAAAUGUUACACUAGUCAGACCACAUCUUGUCAAGGCAGAAUGCAUGGAUGGUAAACUUUUCGAACACAUGCUUACACUAUGGCGUUUUAGUCCUGGACUAAAAAGAGAACAAAAGUCAUGUGUAGUGGAUUUUCAAAUAACAUUUGAAUUUCGUUCAGCUCUUCAUUCCCAUUUAUCGAAUUUAUUUUUUGACCAAGUAGCGCGACAAAUGGAAGGGGCAUUCAUAAAAGAAGUUGGUAGACGCUAUGGCCCAGCAACAAUGCAACCAAGAAAUCUUCUACUUAACAAUAAUGCAUUGAAAAGUUGAUAAUGACUUCCAUGUUGUAGUGAAAUAUAGACCAAAUGUAUAUGACGAAACUGUAAGUGUAUUUAUUGUGAUUACUUUGAGUAAAAAUAUAUUUGUGAAUAAUUAUUUAUGAAAUUAUCAUGAAGCAAAGCUGACAUGUGUUACUAGGAUAAAUUAAUAAAGGCAAGUUAUGAAA